This is a messenger RNA of Diprion similis, 2908 nucleotides long. RefSeq names its product mitochondrial Rho GTPase (gene Miro). Bases 344 to 2317 code for a protein of 657 amino acids. The transcript is spliced from 13 exons. Gene Ontology annotation, molecular function: GTP binding; calcium ion binding; GTPase activity. Gene Ontology annotation, cellular component: mitochondrial outer membrane. NCBI's taxonomy places the organism in Eukaryota, Metazoa, Arthropoda, Insecta, Hymenoptera, Diprionidae. Gene Ontology annotation, biological process: mitochondrion organization; small GTPase-mediated signal transduction. The record is from RefSeq and is a predicted model, not a curated record.
UGUUGAACAUCGUUAUCAUCGCUUUUCCAUCACAUUUCUUCCAAACAUUAGCUCGACAGACGAAUGUCGUCGAGCUGAGGCACCUGGUUCCAUAAAUUGCCAUAAAUGUACAGUCGCCGGUGCUGCGAGUGACGAAUUUAUUCGUUGAACAAGACGCCAGGUACCGAGUUGAUAUAAUCGUUCGAUUUGAAGGUUACGUUAUUUGUAUGUGUACCUUUGGAGCGUUCAAACCAUUCCGCGCAAUGCGUCGUCCUCGUCUAUAAUACCCGGGAUGAUCAUGACUAGACUAAGGAUGACAAUUUCCCUGAUCGAAUGCCCGUAAUUCGUAUAAGCUUCUUGACAAAUGGUUGCGGCCGGCAAUACGGUUAUGCGUCAAGGUGGGACGCGGCGAAAUGUUAGAAUUCUCUUGGUGGGGGAGCGUGGAGUUGGAAAAACCUCCCUGAUACUCUCCUUGGUUAGCGAGGAGUACGCCGAGGAUGUCCCCAGCAAGGCUGAGGAGAUCACGAUACCGGCGGAUGUCACUCCGGAACAGGUCCCCACUCAUAUAGUCGAUUACUCGGCUGCAGAACAGACGGACGACCAGCUAGCAGAGGAAAUUCAAAAGGCUCAUGUAAUUUGUGUGGUAUAUUCGGUGGAGGAUGAGGACACGUUGGACCGGGUGGCCAGUUACUGGUUACCCUUAAUCAGACAGUCGUCGCCGAACAACCGAUGCCCAAUCGUUCUUGUUGGCAAUAAAAUUGAUCUCGUCGACUAUUCAACCAUUGAGGCCGUUUAUCCAAUUAUGAAAGAAUUUUCUGAAAUAGAGAGCUGCAUCGAGUGUUCCGCCAAAACGUUGCAAAAUAUUUCAGAAAUGUUUUAUUAUGCGCAAAAAGCUGUCCUGCAUCCUACUACGCCCCUUUACAACUACGACACACAAGAGUUAACGGACGAAUGCAAAACUGCACUGAGAAGAAUAUUUAAGAUAUGUGACCUUGACAAUGACGGUCUGUUGAACGAUAUGGAAUUGAACACGUUUCAACAAUGGUGCUUCAAUACUCCCCUACAACCUCAAGUCUUAGUUGAUGUAAAAGCAGUUCUUUCUAAAAAUAUCACCGAUGGGAUUAGCGAGGGCUGCGUCACAAUGAAAGGUUUCAUGUAUCUGCAGUGUCUAUUUAUACAGCGAGGUCGCAACGAAACGACAUGGGCUGUUCUCAGAAAGUUUGGUUACGACAGUGAUCUCUUAAUGUCUAAAGAAUAUAUCCAUCCUCCUUUGAAGGUACCAUUGGGCUGUACGACCGAAUUAUCGCACAAAGGCCAGGAGUUCUUAGCUGUACUUUUUAUGCAACACGAUUGCGAUCAUGACGGCGCUCUAUCUCCGCUAGAACUGGAGAUGCUUUUCUCUCGCUGUCCGAGUCCACCCUGGGGUGACGAAUAUCGGUUUGUCGUACCUACCAACGAAAAGGGUUGGAUCACAUUUCAAGGAUUUAUGUGCCAAUGGGCAUUGAUGACGUUGACCAAUGUACGAAAAACUUUGGAAUACAUGGCAUACCUUGGUUACAAUAUGUAUAAUAACGAGUGCCAAACAAAUGCUAUUAACGUGACACGUGAGAAAAAAUUGGAUUUGGCCAAAAAACAGUCCAGCAGAAACGUGUAUAGCUGUCACGUUAUAGGACCGAAGAGCAGCGGCAAAACAACCUUAUGCAGAACUUUCGUAGAUCCAAAACUUGAGAAAUUGAAACCAGAUAUAGUCCCAUCCACCUCACACAUCACAGUGAAUACGGUGCAUGUAUAUGGACAAGAGAAAACGAUCGUGCUCAGGGACAUAAAUAUUUUAAACGUUCAAGAUGCCUUGACACCUGCACAAAUCCAAUGCGACGCUGCGGCUCUCGUUUACGACGCUAGCAAUCCAAAAUCGUUCGAGUACAUUGCUCGGAUUUUCAUUAAAUACUUUGCCGACAGUAAAAUACCGGUACUGAUAGUCGCAAACAAGAGUGACCUCACGGAAGCGAAGCAGGACUAUCUGUUGCAGCCCAACAGUUUCUGCAGCAAAUACAAAUUAAUGCCACCUCAGCCUUACAGUGUUACACGUACUGUGCGUCGUGAAAUAUUUGUCAAGCUGGCUACUAUGGCAGCAUUCCCUCCACUGAGGCGUAUGGUCCACAUGUUACUUGUGAAACCCUCACCCAUUGAGUGGUGGAGUUCGAUUAGAAGGCACAUGAAGCAAUUUGGUUUGAUACAAGGAGAGUCUGUCGUUUGGUGGAAAGCUGGACUCGGACUUGCUGUGGCUACAGUUGCUGGAUUUGUUGUGAUGCGCGUCCUGAAUACUGACAAGAGAUAGUUAAUUAUGUCCCAAAUUUACGCUGUCGCAUUGACAAACCUCGUUUUUAGAUAGUCUCUGUAUGAUGAUGCGUACACACCUCUACAGGUUUAUCAUAGUGUUGCACAUAUAUGUCACAGAUUAUCAACAACUUGCGUUGAGUGUUGUUACGUGUGUCCUGUAAGAGUGACUUUCAGGCACGUGUUAUACGUACGUACAUACAAAUAGAUUGUUAGUAGGAAUUCUUUGCAAAGAAUGUGAAUAAAAUUAUUUUUGCUUUACUGUUAAGCUGCGGAACUAAACUCAAGGUUGAAUGACACAAAUCUGUAAAGAAUAUAUAUGCAUACAUAGGUAUGAUGAAUAUCUUAUAUUUAUAUGUAGGUGAAAAAAAUAUUUAUUCAUUACUUCUAGUUAUCAUUGAAAAAUAAGAAGUUUCAUUUGGAGAGUUAUAGUGGCAAUGAUUCUUAGUCGUCUACGAGGAUAGAUUGAUUCCCAUGUAAGGUAUAGUCAUAGACAUCAUGUAACUCGUCUUCUGUGUGCUUUGCGUUGUUAUAUAAAAGCGUUGCAUCUAGAAAUGACAUUGAAUGCAAUAAAGUUAUAAUUGUCAAAUAA